Messenger RNA from Gadus morhua (Atlantic cod), 2530 nucleotides. RefSeq names its product E3 ubiquitin-protein ligase TRIM21-like. The record is from RefSeq and is a predicted model, not a curated record. NCBI's taxonomy places the organism in Eukaryota, Metazoa, Chordata, Actinopteri, Gadiformes, Gadidae. Gene Ontology annotation, molecular function: zinc ion binding; protein binding. The coding region runs from base 81 to 1775 and encodes 564 amino acids. The transcript is spliced from 7 exons.
CAAAGGCGUUUACUGUGGCCUAUAAAGGGAAGAGUCCCUGUGUACCUGUAGUGCACUGCCAAUGAAAAGGGAGAGAGACAAUGGACACCAUGGGAGAUCUUCACGGGGAUAACCCAAGGGCGAAUGAAAGCCUCAUGUCUCUGCGUCCCAUCCCGGACCCGGCCCGUUCCGCGCAGCCCUCGGGCCUGAGCCUGGCCGUAGAGAGGCACCUGAGCUGCCCCAUCUGCAAUGACCUGUUCUUGGAUCCCGUCACCACCUGCUGCGGCCACUCCUUCUGCAACGCCUGCCUGAACCGCAACGCCAGCGACAACAGCUGCCCGACCUGCAGGCAGCACCUCAGCCACAUCCCCGAGGUCAACGUCGUGCUGGAGGGACUCCUGCAGGACCUGCACCAGGCCCGGCUGGAGGCCAGGGACCAAAUGGCCGAGGGGUCCGCCGGGAGGCCCCGAGAGGUGGUCUGCGACGUCUGUAUUGGGCCCGGGGCCCGCAAGGCCCUGAAGUCGUGCCUGGUGUGUCUGGUGUCGUACUGCCGGGCCCACCUCGAGGACCACGACAGUAGGAACCGCCUGAGGGGCCACAGGAUGGUGGCGCCUGUGGAGAACCUGGACGACAGGGCCUGCCCGGAGCACGGGCGGCCCCUGGAGCUCUACUGCCGCAACAGCGACCGCUGCAUCUGCGUCCUCUGUGUGGAGGAGGGGUGGAAGGUUGUUUCCGUGGAGAAGGAGUGGGAGGAGAAAAGGGGCCAGCUGAACUACCUCGGGGUUACGUUUCAGGGGGGGAUUACGAGACGGCAAAACAAGCUGCAGGAAAUCCGUUCCUCGAUCAGGGUUUCCCAGGAUCACUUACGUAGAGAGAGGACGAAUAUCAACGGCAUUCUGUCAUCCCUCAUUUCAUACGUGGAGAUCGCCAAAAGACACGUUCUCCUGCCCAUGGACGAGAGGAGUCAGGCGGUGGCGAGGCGGGCCGAGGAAUUGAAGGAGCAGCUCAACAACAAGAUAGAGGAACUCCGGAAGAACAUCUCGGACCUGAGGUGCAUUUCUGACACAGAGGAUCCUAUUUACUUCCUACAGAAUUUUCCAUCCACCCAGGACCUAGAUGAGGAAAACAACCUAACAGAGAUAGCACUCGAUGCGUCCACCUCCUUCGGCACCUUCCGAAGUAUCAUAAAAAACCUAAUGGAUGAAAUUCUCGACAAACUGGAGUUAUUGACUCCAAUCGAACUGCAGAGGAUCGUGAGGUUUGCAGUGGACGUGAAGCUAGACCCCAGCACCGCUCACCCACGCUUAAUCGUAUCCGGUGACGAAAAGGAGGUACAAGAUGGCGGCGGGAUUCAGGUAGUACCCAGGGGUGCUCAGAGGUUUGACUUGUACUCAUGCGUCCUCGGCCGGAACCGACUGACAUCCGGCAAGGCCUACUGGCAGGUUGAGGUCGGCGACAAGUUGGGUUGGGAUCUAGGCGUAACGACGGUGACCUCUCAACGGAAAGGCAAGCUUGUUUUCAAGCCCGACACCAACUACUGGGUGAUAGCGCAUUACGAUGGUGACGGCUACGCGGCAAUGACAGCCCUGCCCAAAAAGCUGGCCCUCAAAGCCAAGCCCAAGAUGGUAGGCGUCUUCCUGGAUUACGAGGAAGGCCUUGUGUCCUUCUACGACCUGACGUCCUCCUUGCACAUAUUCUCGUUCACGGCGUGCGUAUUCAGUGGCGAGCUCUGCCCCUAUUUCAGUCCCCAUAAUGAGUUGGACGAAGGCCGGCCUCUGGUCAUCACUGCGGUGUAGGACCAGCUCUGGAAUGAUUACUAUGCUAGUGUAUACCAAAUAUACUGUAUAUGUAAACAUAGAAAAUACACAUGGGUGGGUUUCAAACUGUGUUUCCACCCACUAUGAACGUCCAGCCACCAUAAUAACUUUAAAACCCAUUUAAAGUUUGAGAAUAGGUUGAGAUCGUCCACGUCCACGUCCACGUCCAGCCACCAUAAUACUCCCCAACUGCUACCAAUGGGUAGCAGUUGGGGAUUAUUAUGGUGGCUGGACGUUCAUAUUCAAUGCAAAUAUUCAGAUUCAAUGCAAAAUAUAUAUAGAUGAGAUUCAUUAUUAUGUUUGAAGACCGAAACCUGGAACCGUGUGACGAUGAAAAAUCAUGGAACAGUGUAACGAUGAAAAAUAUCCAUAGAGAAAUAACCACCACCUUUGUAAUGGUGAUGGGAAUGCGGUGCUUAUUAUAUCUUUUGGGUUCCGGGUCAUAAGAAGUGGUGGGUAAAGGCAUUUAAUCAUAUUGGAAAUGUUAUUCUACAUCAACCCUUGUGGUCAAGCAAGGUCUAGGUUCUUAAUAGCUUCAUAAUUACUUAAUGUCUUAUUGUUGGGAUAGGGAUUGUAUAACUUUGUUCAAUAUACAUUCCUGAUGCACUUAUUCAGCUAAUGCAGUUUUCUAUGUCUAACGUGCAUCAAAUGUGACUUUGUAUACUUCAUUCUGUAAGUUUAUAUUAAAUCUGUUUUUUGGGAUUUCCUUAAUAAAAUAAAUAUCAUUGAUUGUG